AUGAGUAGUCCUGCUAGACCGAGCAGCAAAUCCGCUGCGUCCGCGAGUGGUGCCAGUGCGCCCCCCAUACAGUUUGCUACCAAGUCUUCGGUUGCAUCUCCGAAGCUCAACAACGAAAUGGAAAUGGGCAGCCUCGCCGCCGAUGGCCAGGCGGGCGAUGAUGACGCUGCUGUCGCUGUCAGUCCCGAGAAGGACAUCAUGCAGCUGGCGCGGAUAGGUGACAUCGUUGCCAUGGAGAAGCUAUUUGAGUCGGGAGAGUUCGAUGCUACAUACAGUGACGACGAGGGCAUCACGCCCCUACAUUGGGCUGCCAUAAACAACCAGUAUGCCAUGUGCAAGUUCCUUAUCGAACACGGCGCCGAAAUCAACCGCAAAGGCGGCGAGUCUGUUGCUACACCUCUCCAGUGGGCAGCCCAACGAUGCCAUUACUACACCGUCAAUCUGCUUCUCCAGCACGGCGCCGACCCGCUCAUCACCGAUGCCCAAGGCUACAAUACUCUGCACAUCUCAACCUUCAACGGAAAUACCCUGCUGAUUGUGCUGCUCUUGCACCAGGGCAUCCCCGUCGACGUCCUCGAUACCUUUGGGCACACUUCACUCAUGUGGGCAGCGUACAAAGGCUUCCCCUCGUGUGUAGACGUCUUCCUGCGCUGGGGCGCCAGCGUUCACGCAGCCGAUGAGCAGGGAUUCACAGCUCUCCACUGGGCUUUGGUCAAGGGCAAUCCGGGAUGUAUCCAGAAGAUUAUUGAGUACGGCGCCGACCGGUUUGCGAAGACUGAGAGCGGCAAGACGCCUUCGGUGACGGCCACCGAGCUAAAUACACAGCCUGCGUGGCAUCGAGCCUUGAGGGAAUGCGGCUACGACCGCGAGGGCAAUCCAGUGACUCCUCCGUGGCCUGGUGCCAAUUAUUUUCUUAAGGAUAAGAGGGCCUUCACAUCCAAGUUUCUCUUCUUCUGGCCGUGGGUUAUGAUUUGGGGCGUGCUCAUUGUUAUUUCCUAUGCGCCGGUAUUCUUGGGUCUUCCGUUGGCGGCCGGGGUUGUGUAUUGCGCGCAUUGGUGCGCGACGCAGGUUUUGGAGUAUGCUCCAUCUGACAUGCGACACUUUCACAAAACGCCCUGGAUGGCUGGCAUUUUCGCGGGCUCCCUCUUCCUCGUUGGAGUGAACUGGCUCAGCACUGUAGUGUGGACCACGAUUCGCGGCGAGAGCUCACACAUGAUUCUGAAUCUUGUAUUUGGCGUUCUUUUCGGGUUGACCACAUUCUUCUACGCAGCGAGCAUGCGAUAUGAUCCUGGAUUCGUGCCAAAGUUGAAUGGCAUCGCGGAGCAGCGGGCCGUCAUUGACGAGCUUCUGGCUAGCUGGAGGUUUGACGAGGCCAAUUUCUGUGUUACUUGCAUGAUUCGUACGCCGCUCCGAAGCAAGCAUUGCAGACGCUGCCAGCGCUGUGUAGCAAAGCAUGACCAUCACUGUCCCUGGGUGUACAAUUGCGUUGGCAUCAACAACCAUAGACACUUUUUCUUGUACCUUGUUAAUCUGACCUUUGGUAUUCUUGCCUAUGACUGGCUAGUGUAUUAUUAUUUUGGUGUCGUUUCUACAGACGCUCCCGCGUCUUGCAAUGUCCUCGGUCCCGGCUUCUGCAAGCUCAUCAACUCGGACGCCUACACUUUACUCUUGUCUGUCUGGGUCAGCCUGCAGCUGAUAUGGGUGACCAUGCUGGUGUUCACCCAGCUCGUUCAAGUGUCCCGAGCCAUGACCACGUUUGAAAACAUGACGGGAAUUCACACUCGCGAAGCGACUACGGCGCUUACCUCGACCGGCACACCUCUGGAUCCAUCCCUCGCAGCGGCCGCGACAUCCACCACGUCCGCCGGCGGCCACGGAGGUAGACACAAGGGGGGCAUGCUCAAACAAUGGAGCCGCAUUCUCGGUGUCGACCCCUUUAUCGAGACGAUUACCGGCCGUGGCGCUGCCACUGGUAACAGUAGACGAAAGAAGAAGAACCCCUACAGCCGGGGUUGUGUGUCCAAUUGUAAGGACUUUUGGUGUGAUCCGGCUCCCGUCUUUGGCCAGAGAGAGAACGGAACGGCUGUCCUCGGGGGUGGCAAAGUGGACUACACGGCCAUGUACGAGAGCCCUACACUGAUGAGUCUCACGGGCAUGAGAACACGCGGGGGGUACGAAUCCGUCGAGACGGAGGAGGUAUAG
Molecule: messenger RNA, 2202 nt
Organism: Metarhizium brunneum ARSEF 3297
Lineage: Eukaryota; Fungi; Ascomycota; Sordariomycetes; Hypocreales; Clavicipitaceae
Gene: AKR1
Product: Palmitoyltransferase
Biological process (GO): protein palmitoylation
Cellular component (GO): Golgi membrane
Molecular function (GO): palmitoyltransferase activity; protein binding
Source: RefSeq, a predicted model, not a curated record